AUGUGUCCCCCGCUCAGCGUGCGUUACCAGCAGGAGGACGUGUCUUACCUGCGCGAAUCUUGGGUGUACCAGCUCCAACAUGGCCCCCCGAUGCAGCUCUGCUUCUUGUGCUUCAAGGCCGCCUUUCUGGACCUCAAAGAGUUGUUGGAGCUGGAAGCCUGGGGAGACGAGGACUGGGACCUGGACUUCAUGGACUACGUGGAUCCGGGUCCUGAGCAGGGUGACUCCCCAGGGCCGGGGCCCAGUUGGGGGCAGGGCCAGGCUGCAGAGUCAGAGGGGCUGGGCCAGAACUUCAACUUUGUGCCCACUGAGCUGACGCCUCAGGAGGUGGUGCCACUGGAACUGGACCCUGAGGACACCGACUGGACUCAGGGGCUCCCCUGGAGGAUCGAGAAGUCUCACCUGUGCCCCCACUGGCUGAACCACCCUGUCCUGUGGCACGGGUUCCUGAAAACGGAUCUGCCGCCGGGAGAGCCCAUAGUGCUGCAGCUGGGCUGCACCCAGACCCUGGACCCUGCCCAGGCCCAGGACAGGUUACUGUGCCUGCAGUUCAUCACCAUCGUGGGCUGCUUGGACUCUAUCUACUUCCGAAGGAUGGUGCCCUGUCGGGCCCUGCAGAUGCCAGACCAGGGCUGGGAAGUGCUGCUAGAGCCCAAGGAGGUCUGGGUUGUGAGGCUUCAGGACGCCUUGCAGCAGCAGCAGAAACUGCAGCAGUGGAAGCUGAGUGUUCUGGAGCCUUCGGCCUUCGGCCCGCAUGAUGAGCUGGUGCCCGCAGACCUGGCCCUGCAAAAGCGGGGCUUCACCCUCCUCUCCCAUUCGCCCUUGGACCAGAGUGACCCGGAGCCAGGGCCCUCCGAAUCUAGGCUGCUGUCUGCUGCAGAAGGUCAGGAGCUGGGCACCUUGGAGCUCUGGGUCAGCGGACCCAUGGGGCCUGUCAUGGAAACCUCCGCUCUGGCGGAAGCAUCCUCUGUCCAGGACUUCAGCCGGGGCUGUGAACCGAGGGAAUGA
Molecule: messenger RNA, 1008 nt
Organism: Chrysochloris asiatica (Cape golden mole)
Lineage: Eukaryota; Metazoa; Chordata; Mammalia; Afrosoricida; Chrysochloridae
Product: testis-expressed protein 19.2-like
Exons: 1
Coding region: 1-1008 (335 amino acids)
Biological process (GO): male gonad development; spermatogenesis; placenta development
Cellular component (GO): cytoplasm; nucleus
Source: RefSeq, a predicted model, not a curated record